Messenger RNA from Sciurus carolinensis (gray squirrel), 3841 nucleotides. It is a transcript of the gene Esr1, whose product is annotated as estrogen receptor 1. Bases 325 to 2109 code for a protein of 594 amino acids. The transcript is spliced from 9 exons. Gene Ontology annotation, cellular component: nucleus. NCBI's taxonomy places the organism in Eukaryota, Metazoa, Chordata, Mammalia, Rodentia, Sciuridae. The record is from RefSeq and is a predicted model, not a curated record. Gene Ontology annotation, molecular function: nuclear estrogen receptor activity; DNA-binding transcription factor activity; zinc ion binding. Gene Ontology annotation, biological process: regulation of DNA-templated transcription; steroid hormone receptor signaling pathway.
GCCAUUCAUCCAGCUCUGCUCAGCAGCCCAGCUGCCGUGUCUGCCGGGAGGGGCUGCCAAGUGCCCUGCCUACUGGCUGCUUCCUGAGUCCCUGCCAUUCCACACACAAACACAGCCACACACGCUCUGCCUUGAUCACACACCGAGCCACUUGAACAUGCGAGCAUAUUCCUUCCUCCCUUCUUGCAGUCUCGGCCUUUGACUUCUACAAGCCUAUGGAACAUUUCUGGAAAGACGCUCUUGAUCCAGCAGGGUGGCCUGUCGGCUGCUAAGCCCUCUGCCGCCCAGGGAGACAGUCUGCGCCUUGCCCCGCGGCCACUGACCAUGACCAUGACCCUCCACACCAAAGCAUCAGGAAUGGCCUUGCUGCACCAGAUCCAAGGGAGCGAGCUGGAGCCCCUCAACCGCCCGCAGCUCAAGAUGCCCUUGGAGCGGCCCCUGGGCGAGGUGUACGUGGACGGCAGCAAGCCCGCCGUGUUCAACUACCCCGAGGGCGCCGCGUACGAGUUCAACGCCGCCGCCGCCUCCGCGCCGGUCUACGGCCAGUCGGGCAUCGCUUACGGUCCCGGGUCCGAGGCGGCGGCGUUCGGCGCCAACAGCCUGGGGGGCUUCCCCCAGCUCAACAGCGUGUCUCCGAGCCCGCUGAUGCUGCUGCACCCGCCGCCGCAGCUCUCGCCCUUCCUGCACCCCCACGGCCAGCAGGUGCCCUACUACCUGGAGAACGAGCCCAGCGCCUACGCGGUGCGCGAGGCCGGUCCGCCCGCCUUCUACAGGCCAAAUUCAGAUAAUCGCCGCCAGAGUGGCAGAGAGAGACUGACCAAUAACAGUGACAAGGGAAACCUGGCCCUGGAAUCUGCCAAGGAGACUCGAUAUUGUGCGGUAUGCAAUGACUACGCCUCUGGCUACCACUACGGAGUCUGGUCCUGUGAGGGCUGUAAGGCUUUCUUCAAGAGAAGUAUUCAAGGGCAUAAUGACUACAUGUGUCCAGCGACCAACCAGUGCACCAUUGAUAAAAACAGGAGGAAGAGCUGCCAGGCCUGCCGGCUCCGCAAAUGCUAUGAAGUGGGAAUGAUGAAAGGUGGGAUAAGGAAAGACCGAAGAGGAGGAAGAAUGUUAAAACACAAGCGCCAAAGAGAUGAUGGGGAAGGCAGAAGUGAAAUAGGAUCCUCUGGAGAAAUGAGAGCUGCCAACCUUUGGCCAAGUCCCAUUGUUAUUAAGCACACCAAGAAGAACAGCCCUGCCUUGUCCUUGACAGCUGAUCAGAUGGUCAGUGCCUUGCUGGAUGCUGAGCCCCCCAUAAUCUACUCUGAGUACGAUCCUACCAGACCCUUCAGUGAGGCUUCCAUGAUGGGCUUGCUGACAAACCUGGCAGACAGGGAGCUGGUUCACAUGAUCAACUGGGCAAAAAGGGUGCCAGGCUUUGGGGAUUUGAACCUUCAUGAUCAGGUCCAUCUUCUUGAAUGUGCCUGGCUAGAGAUCCUAAUGAUUGGUCUUGUCUGGCGCUCCAUGGAGCACCCAGGGAAGCUCCUGUUUGCUCCCAACUUGCUCCUGGACAGGAAUCAGGGUAAAUGUGUAGAGGGCAUGGUGGAGAUCUUUGACAUGUUGCUGGCUACUUCGACCCGGUUCCGUAUGAUGAAUCUACAGGGAGAGGAGUUUGUGUGCCUCAAAUCCAUCAUUUUGCUUAAUUCUGGAAUAUACACGUUUCUGUCCAGUACCCUGAAGUCUCUGGAAGAAAAGGACCAUAUCCACCGGGUCCUUGACAAGAUCACAGACACCUUGAUCCACCUGAUGGCCAAGGCCGGCCUGACCCUGCAGCAGCAGCACCGACGCCUGGCCCAGCUCCUCCUCAUCCUCUCCCACAUCCGGCACAUGAGUAACAAGGGCAUGGAGCAUCUGUACAACAUGAAGUGCAAGAACGUGGUGCCCCUGUACGACCUGCUGCUGGAGAUGCUGGAUGCCCACCGCCUGCACGCCCCAGCCAACCGUGGGGGCGUGCCCCCAGAGGAGCCUAGCCAGAGCCUGCUGGCCACCACCGGCUCCACUUCAGCACAUUCCUUGCAGACAUACUAUAUCCCCCAGGAGGCAGAGGGUUUCCCCAACACAAUGUGAAAACUCCCAGCCUCCCCCAGAGCUCUGAGAGUCCCUGCAGCAUUUACCCCAGUCAUGCAUCACUUAGCGGUUUCUGUCUCCUGCGCUCACUAGGCACGCAUCCAAUACCAGUGGCUUUCUAGUACGAGUGGCCGUUCAUUUGCUUGCUCAGUUCUUAGUGACACAUCUUCUGUUGGGAACAGCCAAAGGGAUUCCAAGGCUAAAUCUUGGUAACAGCACUCUUUCCCCCUUUGCUACCUUAUAAAAAUGAGGAUUCCCAUAGCCCUUCGCGACUGAACUCAGCCUUUGAGAUGACUGUGCAUUGAAACUACUUGUUGAGGCCCAGGCCCGGGAGUGGCCAUUUCACCUCUGAUAAGCACUUUGUGAUGGCUCCAAGAAUAAGCCUCAGGAAAGAAUUGAUAGUGGCUCCUGUACCUUUUGAUGUGGAGAAAGCUAGCUCAAGGGUUCCUUAUAGCACCCUCUUGGAUUCCUAUAGUCACGUGUCACUUUGUCAAGGUGAUACCUUUAUCAUUUUGUUCUGUUGCCUGGCUAUAGCAUUAUAUUUAGUGAUUGUCUAUUCAUUUCACCUAUAGGAAUACAAGACACACACAGGGAAGGAAGACCCCCUGAUUGUCCAGGUCAUGUCAACUUGCUGAUACCUCUACUGCUGUAUUUCUAGGGCACUUACAUACAGAUCAUGGGUUCUGGUUAAUUCUUGCUUCCCAAGGGCCUAUGGGAAGCCAGCAAGUCAAUUUCAGUUAAGUCACCCCCAGACAGAUCAGUCUCUCUGUAUGAGGGAUAAGUUCUAUUUUUUGUUUUAAUUUUUAUUUUAUGGAAGAAAGCCCUUUGCUCCCCAGGACUUGCGGUAAAACAGCUUUCAGGACCUGUUCUGGUGGGUCUUGUGUUUAUCAGCAGAGGGCGCUCGACCUGGAUCUUCCUGGUGUGAUUUACACUGAAUUUAACAUGUAAGGCCCAGUCAGGAUCAAGGGGAGUUUAAAUGAGCCUGCAUCCUGGGGUUUUUAAAAUUUUUUUUAGCCCUGGGGCAUGGGCGAUAUAGUAACACUGCAUGAAGCUCGUGGCUGCUAAAGAGGAAAGAAAGCAGGGGAGAAACUGGAUAAAACUGUGAGGCAAGGUCAGCCUUGCUCAGAGUGGCAUGGCCACAGGCUGCAACUUCCAGGGUGCCUCGUAGGCCCUCCACCCUGCAGUGCAUAGCAGGCAGCUCUAGGGUCCACAAGGUAGUCUGAUGCUUCUUGCUUUCUGGGUGGCCCUGACUAGAACAACGGCAGUGGGUAGCUGUGUUCCUAUAGUUGGACCAGCCUGCUCCUGGCAGGGAAGGAGGGAAGGAGGGAAGGAGGGAAUGAGGGAAGUAAUGCAGCACCGGAGGCAGGCUGUGGGGGCUGGUGAUACUACGUGUGCCCUUGGAAAGAAACUAGCCUCCCCCCAUCUCAUGUCCUAAAACUUCAUAAGCCAGGAGGAAACCAGCACUGAGGCCUUUGCUUCUUUAAUGCAGUUAUGGGUUAUUUCUUUUUUUUUUUUUAAACUAGUAAGUAAGUUUGAUUUCCUUCCCUGACUUCAUGGUCUAUAAUUCGAACCCCAUUGAGAAGUGACAUGUUUGCCAAUACCCCUGGAGAGCUGCUAGGCUUCUCUUGGUAUGUCCUGUUUGGAAAAGCAAGUUUGAUUAAUUAUUUCUGGUUGCCCAGUUAAGUUUCUACCAAAGGACUGGGAAACUGGGAGGGCCAAGAAAAAAAAAAAA